Messenger RNA from Haliotis rubra (blacklip abalone), 687 nucleotides. RefSeq lists its product as uncharacterized. NCBI's taxonomy places the organism in Eukaryota, Metazoa, Mollusca, Gastropoda, Lepetellida, Haliotidae. The coding region runs from base 1 to 687 and encodes 228 amino acids. The record is from RefSeq and is a predicted model, not a curated record. The transcript has a single exon.
AUGUUCAUACAGCAUUAUUCCGCCUCAACAGCAGCAUUAUUCCACCUCAACAGCAGCAUUAUUCAACCUCAACAGCAGCAUUAUUCCAUCUCAACAGCAGCAUUAUUCAACCUCAACAGCAGCAUUAUUCCAUCUCAACAGCAGCAUUAUGCCACCUCAACAGAAGCAUUAUUCAACCUCAACGGCAGCAUUAUUCCAUCUCAACAGCAGCAUUCUUCCACCUCAACAGCAGCAUUAUUCCAUCUCAACAGCAGCAUUAUGCCACCUCAACAGCAGCAUUAUUCAACCUCAACAGCAGCAUUAUUCCAUCUCAACAGCAGCAUUAUUCCAUCUCAACAGAAGCAUUAUUCCAUCUUAACAGCAGCAUUAUUCCACCUCAACGGCAGCAUUAUUCAAUCUCAACGGCAGCAUUCUUCCACCUCAACAGCAGCAUUAUUCAACCUCAACAGCAGCAUUAUUCAACCUCAACAGAAGCAUUAUUCCACCUCAACAGCAGCAUUAUUCAACCUCAACAGCAGCAUUAUUCCAUCUCAACAGCAGCAUUAUUCAACCUCAACGGCAGCAUUAUUCAAUCUCAACGGCAGCAUUCUUCCACCUCAACAGCAGCAUUAUUCAACCUCAACAGCAGCAGCAUUAUUCCACUUCAACAGCAGCAGCAUUGUUCAACCUCAACAGCAGCAUUAUUAA